UCCAAAGCAUCUAAUCACAUUUUCUUGAUUAUUAAAAAUUAGCUGGAGAUGAUCUGGUGUCAAAAUUCAAAGCAUUAAUUGCCCUGCGGUGCGGAAGCCUACAGAAGCUUGUAAAUUGUCAUCAUUAUUACCAUAGAGGAUAAUAAAGCUGCUGGAUGAUAGUGAUUUGUCAAAAGACUCCGCCCAUUAUCCGGAGAAGGUGGGAUUAAGCAGGAAUAGAUACUUCGAUACCCGUUCUACGCAUGCGCAUACAUCCUUCGGCUGAUAAUUUGUAGGACUUAAAAAAAUUUCGACAUUUAAAUUCAUCCUAAAGAUGUAGAUUGGUUCUUGGAGUAGCGAGGUACUUAAACGGAAUAGUGAUAAAGUGACAUUGGAGACGCGACUCGAGUGUUCAAGAUUAAGGACGUUAUGUCCGUCAGUCCUAAGCAUAGUACACCAUUCUCUGUGACAGAUAUAUUGAAUCCUAUUGAGGAGUUACAAAACUUUUCUAAUUUUAACUUACCACUACGCAAAACGACGUUCGGGGAGACAGGAAUCCCGGGCCUUGGGGCUUACAGUUAUCGCGGCUCGGGUUCGCAGGGAGGAGUCGGAAGUAUGAACAGUAUGAGUGCCAUGAGUGUGCCGGUCACAAACCCGUACCAUAACUACGUGCCGCCACUAAGCCAUCACACACCGAGCUUUACAUCCCAGUACUGUAACGGUGGGGAUUAUUACACAGACCCUAUGAUGCGGAAUGGAACCAACUGGUACAAUGCAGGUUCUCCUGACCAUAGGCUUACAAUUUCCCGCCUGAUGAGUGGUCAGAGCUCGUGCGCAAUGUCCCCGAUGUCGUCCGGUAUGAAUCACAUGAGCAACAUGGGAAUCCCUGGCUUAGAUCACAACAAGGCAAUGCAGUUCCCACUCACUCAACGCCGGAAACGGAGGAUACUUUUCUCUCAAGCACAAGUGUAUGAACUUGAGAGAAGAUUUAAACAGCAGAAGUAUCUCUCGGCCCCGGAGAGAGAACAUCUAGCCAGCAUGAUCAAUCUUACCCCAACUCAAGUUAAAAUAUGGUUCCAGAAUCACCGGUAUAAGUGCAAACGUCAACAGAAGGACAAAGACAAAUUAGACUCAAGUACAAGCUCAAAUACGAGCGAAAAUUCACCACAACAAUCUCAGAACACUCAGAGUUCGCCCAAAAAAGUGGCAGUUCCUGUUUUAGUCAAGGACGGGAAGCCAUGUUCUAAUAAUGGAAACACUGACUCUCAGAAUACACAACCUGCGCAUGCGCAACCCCGUGUGAGUUCCGCAUCACAUAAUCAGACUGGUUCCAGCCCUGUUCAUGUUCACAGCUCUUCUAGUGCCAAGGUAAAUGGUGCCCCUCACCUACAUGGAAAUACGAUGUCAUCUGUUAAUUCAUCUACGCAUUGUUUUUCAUCAUCAUCAUCAUCGUUGUCGUCUCCAUCGUCAGGGAUAUAUAAUAGCAUAAAUUACCCCACCCCGGCUGUAAUGAAUGGAGCCUCACCGUACUUACUUAGUGGACGAACAUGGUGACGGAACAUUGAAGACAAUCACGAAACGUGUUAAAGGAUUUUUAUUGUUUCCGUCUUCAUUGAUCAGUGUUUACCCUUCCCAAGUUUAACGCCCGUUAAACCUCUGCUUUAUUGGUUUGCACAAACGCAACGUGCUAUAAAAUAAAAGAUAGGAAAGAAUUUAGUUACACUCCCCAAACUUAGAGAUGACAUAAGGCGACUGUGACCAUUUAUGAACAUUUUAUUUAAACAUGCAGCUAUUUGCAUUGAUGCAUACUUUAAUACUUAGAUUUUAGGAGUUUUUUCUGUCGGCAAUAAAUACUCAUUGUCACCAGAGAAAUCCGCUUCAUCUAUCACAAUUUAUUUGGCACAUAUGACAGGACGUCCAUAUAAAAUAUAUCUAAGAUAUUAUUGAACCUUGUAGUUAUGUGUUGGGGCAUGAAAUUUAUUUCUAUCCCAAAGGUUUCUGUUAUUGAAAAAAAACAACAACAGAAAAACCUCGGAUACUUCAAUUUGUUCAUAAAAUGAAAAACACGGUCAUCAAGAAAUAAGCACAUUUAAAAAAAAAAAAAAAAACAGUUAUAUAAUGAAUCUACCCGUUAAAAAUCGCACAAGUUCUUUUUUCUAUAAUUGGGAUUUUAUAUAAUGUGCUUUUAUACUUUUAUUUAUACUUUUUUGUUUAUAAGCAGACUUUUACACUGUCAUAUGAAUUAAAUUUCCCAUCAACAAAGACGUGUUGUGUUCACGAAUAAAGUAGUAGUUUGUAAUCUGCUCCAUGAUUACUGUAUACAUUAAUCAAAAGCAUGCGUACACAGACCUACCAAUAACAUAACUACAGUAAUAAACAAUCAGAAGGAAAAAAUGAUUUAUAUUGCAACUAUCACUAUGGAAUUGUUAUACUUUAUUUUAUCUACUGCCAAAUUUCUUGAAUGGUUUUAAAUUUAACUAUUUAUGUAGAGUGCACGAACGAUCGUGCCGGAGGACCCUUUUGUCUCGUUUUCUAUGUACAGCUUACUAUUUGUCGUCCAGACCCUGGGAUAUAGUCUGUGUUCCAGAAUUAUUGUAUAAUUUAUAUGUUUAAGACGUUUAUUGGUUAAAAAUGACAAUCAAUAAAUUAUAUUUAAAGAAAUUGUA
Molecule: messenger RNA, 2645 nt
Organism: Mercenaria mercenaria
Lineage: Eukaryota; Metazoa; Mollusca; Bivalvia; Venerida; Veneridae
Product: thyroid transcription factor 1-like
Exons: 2
Coding region: 409-1533 (374 amino acids)
Biological process (GO): regulation of transcription by RNA polymerase II; cell differentiation
Cellular component (GO): nucleus
Molecular function (GO): RNA polymerase II cis-regulatory region sequence-specific DNA binding; DNA-binding transcription factor activity, RNA polymerase II-specific
Source: RefSeq, a predicted model, not a curated record